CACAGAAGGAGGUUGCUCCACACUCCGCUGAGAACAUCGCUCACACUGCACAUCUCUUCAUGUUUACAUUAGCCUUAUAGUCAGACAGAUUCAUUCUUCAUCUUCAGCCAGUGUUUAAAACCGAAACGCUGCAGCGUCGUUGCACGUGAACAGCGGGAGUGUCGCAUCUCCUGCGCAGACCCGCACCGCGCGGUCACGCCACCGGACACUUGUCUGUUUCGAGCCCACUCUGGUUUACAGUCAAAACAUGCGUCGGAGCUUCAUCCACGACAACUGAGGACGGAGCACGGGUGACGAUAACCUAAUCAACGAUUUUGCACGAUACCGUUUUGUGGACGUCGUCACGCGCUGAGACGUAAUGUCAAGAAGCUCGAUAGAAAGUCAGAGCAGGGGCGGCUCCGUCCUAGACGUGAGGAUGGCAUCUUCAAACACUUCGUCCGAAGGAGGUUCUCCGCCCCACCCGAACCGGAUCCGUCAGUCGGACAGUAACACCAGCUUCCUGAGAGCAGCCCGGGCAGGUAAUGUCGACAAGGUUCUGGAGUUUCUUAAGGGCGGACAGGAUAUUUCCACCUGCAACCAGAAUGGACUCAAUGCUCUCCAUCUAGCAGCCAAAGAAGGCCAUGUGGAGCUCGUAGAGGAACUUCUGGACAGGGGUUCGGUCGUGGAUUCUUCAACCAAGAAAGGAAACACUGCUUUGCACAUCGCUUGUCUGGCUGGGCAAAAGGAAGUUGCAAAAUUGUUGGCGAAAAGAUCAGCAGACGUAAAUGCCCAAUCACAGAAUGGCUUCACGCCACUUUACAUGGCCGCUCAAGAGAAUCACCUGGAUGUUGUGCGAUACCUUCUGGAGAAUGGUGGCAACCAGAGCACGGCCACAGAGGAUGGUUUCACUCCUCUGGCCAUUGCUCUGCAGCAGGGUCAUAAUCAGGUGGUGUCUCUUCUCCUGGAACAUGACACCAAAGGUAAAGUUCGUCUCCCUGCACUUCACAUCGCGGCCCGUAAGGACGACACCAAGUCUGCUGCUUUGCUGCUCCAGAACGACCAUAAUGCUGAUGUCCAGUCCAAGAUGAUGGUCAACAGGACUACAGAGAAUGGAAAGAGUGGAUUCACUCCGCUGCACAUUGCGGCUCACUACGGCAAUGUUAAUGUGGCGACUCUGCUGCUUAACAGAGGGGCUGCUGUCGACUUCACAGCCAGGAAUGGCAUAACCCCUCUUCAUGUGGCCUCCAAACGGGGUAAUAUCAACAUGAUUGCCCUGCUACUGGAUAGGGGAGCGCAGAUUGAUGCCAAAACCAGAGAUGGUCUGACACCUCUGCACUGUGCAGCCAGGAGCGGACAUGACCCAGGUGUUGAGAUACUGCUGGAGAGAGGAGCUCCCAUACUGGCCAGGACCAAAAACGGCUUGUCCCCGCUGCACAUGUCAGCCCAGGGUGAUCACGUCGAGUGUGUUAAGCACCUUCUGCAACACAAAGCACCUGUUGAUGAUGUCACGCUGGAUUACCUGACCGCCCUUCAUGUCGCCGCCCACUGUGGUCACUACAGAGUCACCAAAUUACUGCUGGACAAAAAAACAAACCCCAAUGCCAGAGCCCUGAAUGGCUUCACUCCGCUGCAUAUUGCCUGCAAAAAGAACAGAGUGAAAGUGAUGGAACUGCUGGUUAAAUAUGGAGCAUCAAUCCAAGCCAUCACUGAGUCUGGUCUGACGCCAAUUCAUGUUGGAGCAUUUAUGGGGCAUCUCAACAUUGUCCUCCUGUUGCUACAGAAUGGAGCCUCACCUGAUAUUUGCAAUGUUCGCGGAGAGACGGCGUUGCAUAUGGCUGCGAGGGCAGGACAGACGGAAGUGGUGCGAUGUUUGCUAAGGAACGGCGCUGUAGUGGACGCCAUGGCCAGAGAUGACCAAACCCCCCUACACAUUGCGUCCCGUCUGGGUCAGACGGAAAUCGUCCAGCUGUUACUUCAACACAUGGCUCACCCUGAUGCCUCCACCACAAACGGAUACACGCCUUUGCACAUCUCUGCACGUGAAGGGCAGCUUGACACGGCAGCCGUGCUGCUGGAGGCCGGAGCAUCUCACUCUCUUGCCACCAAGAAAGGUUUCACUCCUCUACAUGUUGCAGCUAAGUAUGGAAGCCUGGACGUGGCAAAACUCCUCUUACAGCGCAGGGCUCUUAUGGAUGAUGCUGGAAAGUAUGGUCUUACACCCCUGCACGUAGCUGCUCACUAUGAUAACCAGCAGGUGGCGAUGCUACUCUUAGACAAAGGGGCUUCAUCCCAGGCUACCGCCAAGAAUGGCUAUACACCACUUCACAUUGCGGCAAAGAAGAACCAAACACAGAUCGCCACUGCCCUGCUGCAGUAUGGAGCGGAGACCAACUCAUUGACCAAGCAGGGUGUGAGUCCUUUACAUCUGGCCUCUCAGGAGGGCCACUCGGAGAUGGCAUCCCUGCUGCUAGAGAGAGGUGCACAUGUCAAUGCCGCCACUAAGAGUGGUCUCACGUCACUUCAUCUAACUGCUCAGGAAGACAGAGUCCAGGCAGCUGAAAUACUGGUCAAGCACAAUGCAAACAUAGACCAACAGACCAAACUGGGCUACACUCCUCUUAUUGUAGCUUGUCACUACGGAAAUGUCAAAGUGGUUAACUUCCUUUUGCAAAACGGUGCUAAUGUCAAUGCGAAAACAAAGAACGGUUACACACCACUUCAUCAGGCUGCUCAACAGGGAAACACGCACAUUAUCAAUGUCCUACUGCAGUAUGGAGCCAAACCUAAUGCUGUAACCAUGAAUGGAAACACUGCACUUUCUAUCGCUAAGCGUCUGGGGUACAUCUCAGUGGUGGACACUCUGAAAGUUGUCACUGAGGAAAUAAUCAAAACCACAACUACGGUGACGGAGAAACACAAACUGAACGUUCCGGAAACGAUGACAGAAGUUCUGGAUGUGUCGGAUGAGGAAGCCAUACAACAGAUGGAGGAAGAAGCUCUAUGUGAAGUCUCUAUGGAGUGUGAAGGUGAGGACACAAUGACAGGUGAUGGAGGAGAAUAUCUCCGAGCAGAAGAUCUGAGAGAACUGGGUGAUGACUCCCUGCCUGGACACUACCUGGAUGGCAUGAGCUACACACACAACCUGGACCGAUCACACGAGACCCCCAGUCAUCUUGGUUAUAGAGGUGAAGGAAUGUUGAUAGAGGACAUGAUCACCAGCCACCAACUAAACAGGGUGUCUGCUUUUCGUGAGCAUGAGAAAGACUCGUAUCGACUGAGCUGGGGUGCUGAACAUCUGGAUAAUGUUGUGCUGACCGGUACUCUACUGCAGUCAGGUCGAUCAACCCCAUGCCUUGACCAUGACAACAGCAGCUUCCUGGUUAGUUUCAUGGUGGAUGCCCGUGGCGGAGCCAUGCGUGGCUGUCGUCACAAUGGACUUCGGAUUAUCGUGCCACCUAGAAAUUGCUCGGCACCUACACGGGUAACAUGUCGUCUGGUAAAGAGGCACAGGUUGGCCUCCAUGCCCCCUAUGGUGGAUGGAGAGGGGCUCGCAGGAAAGAUCAUUGAAGUUGGACCUACAGGAGCCCAGUUCCUUGGUAAGCUCCACCUCCCUACAGCUCCUCCUCCUCUAAAUGAGGGCGAGAGUCUUGUCAGCAGAAUUCUACAGCUGGGUCCACCCGGCACCAAAUUCCUCGGACCUGUAAUAGUGGAGAUCCCCCACUUUGCUGCAUUGCGAGGAACAGAGAGAGAGCUGGUGAUUCUGCGCAGUGAGACGGGAGAGAGCUGGAGGGAACAUCACUGUGAGCACACAGAAGAGGAACUCAACCAGAUCCUCAAUGGAAUGGACGAGGAACUGGACACGCCAGAGGAACUGGAGAAAAAACGUAUCUGCCGCAUCAUCACGCGAGACUUCCCACAAUACUUUGCAGUGGUGUCCCGAAUUAAGCAGGAUAGUCAUCUGAUUGGUCCAGAGGGUGGGGUACUAAGCAGCACGCUUGUACCACAGGUCCAGGCUGUGUUCCCAGAGGGAGCGUUGACUAAACGGAUACGGGUGGGACUACAGUCCCAACCAAUCAGUGAAGAUCUGGUGAGGAAGAUCUUGGGCAACAAGGCCACAUUUAGUCCAAUUGUUACCCUGGAGCCCAGAAGGCGCAAAUUUCACAAGCCUAUCACGAUGACAAUUCCUGUACCCAAAAGUUCCACCAGUGACGGAACCAACAAUACACCCACUCUGCGACUGCUUUGUAGCAUUACUGGUGGGACUACUCCAGCACAAUGGGAAGACAUAACCGGAUCCACACCUCUAACAUUCAUCAACCAGUGUGUUUCAUUCACCACCAAUGUCUCAGCAAGGUUCUGGCUCAUAGACUGCCGUCAGAUCCAGGAGUCCGUCAACUUCUCCAGCCAGUUGUAUCAUGAGAUCAUCUGUGUUCCCUACAUGGCCAAGUUUGUCAUCUUUGCCAAAACAUUGGACCCCAUUGAAGCACGACUUCGCUGCUUCUGUAUGACCGAUGAUAAGAUGGACAAAACUCUGGAACAGCAGGAGAACUUUACUGAGGUGGCACGAAGCCGAGAUGUUGAGGUAUUGGAGGGAAAGCCCAUCUUUGCUGACUGCUUUGGGAAUUUAGUGCCACUUACCAAAAGUGGACAGCACCAUGUCUUCAGUUUCUAUGCCUUUAAAGAAAACCGUCUUUCUCUCUUUAUCAAAAUCCGUGACAGCACUCAAGAACCAUGUGGCAGAUUAUCUUUUACAAAAGAGCCACGGACAUAUCGUACCCUAAACCACAACGCAAUAUGCAAUCUGAACAUCUGCCUACCUGUGUACUCAAAGGAUUCGGAUUCUGACCAAGAUGCAGAUGAAGAGAGUGAGAAGACACAUGAGAAAUACUAUGACGGAUCUGAGUCAACAGAAAUUUCCAUGCUGCACAUCAUCCAUGAUCCUGCAACACUUGCAAGUCCAGAUCUUCUAUCAGAGGUGUCUGAUAUGAAGCAGGACUUGAUUAAAAUGUCAGUCCUUUUAACAUCUGAAAAGUCAGAUCAAUCAUUUUCCAGAGCUGCUGGACAGCGAUCAGAUAAGGCAGGGAAUGAGGAAGUGGAUGAGCCUUUUGUGAUUGUUGAAAAAGUUAAAGAGGACUUGGAGAAGGUUGAAGAGAUCCUGCGUGAAGGAACGAUGGAAGAAACAAAAAAGGGGGGUGCUGCUGGAAAAUCUGCAAUCAUUGAAGAUGAAGAGUGGGUACUUCUCAGCGACACAGAUGUUGAGGAUUACAAAAGCAAAAACAUCAACAAAGUUCAAGAGACACUCUUUCAGGAAGUUCGAAUCAAACAAGACAUUAAACAUGGUUCUCCUCCUAAGAGGGAUAUGUCAGCUAUGGUUUCGCAUCUCAGCAGAGACCUAGAAUAUUACUUCCAGGAAAAAACAGCACCAGUUAGACUACCACAAGAGUUGGAUAUUGUUCAAGAAACUUUUAACGAGGUUAUUUUGACCCAUGGUAGUAAAAAUUAUCCAGCAAAAAUCAGAAAGCCAGCACGAAAAAAGCGCAAAGAUAGAGAGUUUGCAAGUGGCAGUUCAGAAGAUGAUUUGGAAAGGAUGAGCAGGAGUCAGUCUGAGGAAUCUUUAGAUGAAGAUGCAGUUAUUGGUGAAUCUGCACCUGUUUUUGGAAUACUUCCUGUGUCCCCGAAAAUUUUAGAAACCCCAAUUGGAUCUAUUAAAGAAAGGGUUAAGGCACUGCAAAAGAAGGUUGAAGAGGAGGAGGAGGUGGGAAAGUGGAAACCCCAAAAAGUGAAUACUUCUCAAAGCAAGUUAUAUGUUGCAGAAACCGAAAAAUCAAGUAAACCUCCGAAAUCCCCUAAGUCUCCAAAAUCACAGACAGAAAGGCUAGAAGAAACAAUGUCUGUUAAAGAGCUUAUGAAAGCAUUUCAAACUGGGCAGGAUCCAUCAAAAAACAUGUCUGGACUUUUUGAGCAUAAAGCAAUAACAAGUGUAACCACUGAAACUGUAAAUUCAGUUGUAAAUCAGGCAAACAACAAUCAAAUGACAGGAACAACCCAAGAUUCACAAGACAAAUCUGUGGUAGAAAACAAAAUUCGUAAAGAAUCGCAUUGUAUGGACCCAGACACAAUUCAGCAUGAACCAACGAUCAUGAAUCGUUUAACACCACCGAUGACCGUAGAUAGCACUUGGUCCAGCCAAAGUAAAGUAAGUGAUCAAGCUGUAAAUCCAAACAUUAUUUUCAAUUUUGAAGAUGACAGUCCUUCAGAAAACCUAUCUGAGAAGAAAACAAUAGACCAGUGUGAAGAGAGUGAGGAACAACAAAUAACCUCAUACAUACUUGAAGAUGAAGACCCGAGAUUGAUACCUGAGAAAUUACAUUACGAUUAUAGCAUCUGCCAAGACAGGAGAUUGUCUGUUGAACCCCAGAUUAGCCCAGACAGAAAACCAUCAGAGGACUUCAGUGCAGACAUUAAGGCAGAGCUAGAAGACAAUGCAGAAUAUCAGCUCUUCAGGCAAACCACUCGUGAAGCAGAUAACCAUUAUUUGAUAUGCAGUAAUGAUACAUCUUUAGAGGAUGGAGAUCAAAUGCACCAGGCUGCUAUGGAGUCUUAUUCAUAUAAUCUAGAAACAAGCACUGAAUUAUCCACUGCUGUGUUGCAAGGGGAGCCCUUACUUCAAAGUGAAAAAUAUGAUAAUGACAAAUUGGAUGAAAGUCCUGAUAGUGACAAACAUGAGGCUUUGGCAGACUCUCCUGGCAAUGGUGUAGGGAUCAGGACACCACACUCCAGCACAGGGGACAGUGACAAACAUGAGGGACUUGCUGAAACUCCUCAAGUUAGUCCUAAAAUCCAUGUUUUUCAUACAACAACAGUCGCAGACAUAUUUCAAGGGACUGACGAGGCAGAGAGUAUAACUCACCAAAAAAUCUGGGUGACAUCUUAUGAAAAAGCAGAAAGUGACAUGAGUGAACAAAUAUUAACAGUAACUUCGAGGGAAAACAAGUUUGAAUCACCAUCUCUUGAUGACUCCAGGAUUGAUUCACCACGCCCAUACACCAAAACUGACUCGACACCCCUGGAUGAUUCCAAGAUUGAUUCAUUUGUCCCAUCCACCAGAACUGAGUUACCAUCCCCUGGCCCAUUUACCGGAACUUGGAUAUCAUCCCCUGAUGAUUUCAAAAUUGAUUCACUUGUCCCAUCUGCCAGAACUGACUUGCCAUCCUCUGAUGAUUCCAAAAUUGUUUCACUUGUUACAUCCACCAGAACUGUGUUACCAUCCCCUGAUGAUUCCAAGAUUGAUUCACUUCUCACAUCCACCAGAACUAAGUUACCAUCCCCUGAGGAUUCCAAGAUCGAUUCACUUGUCCCAUCCAGCAGAAAUGAGUUACUGUCCCCUGAUAGUUCCAAGAUCGAUUCACUUGGCCCAUCCACCAGAACUGUUCUACAAUGCCAUGAUGAUUCCAAGAUCGAUUCACUUGUCACAUCCACCAGAACUGAGUUACCAUCCCCUGAGUAUUCCAAGAUCAAUUUACUUUUUCCAUCCACCAGAACUGAGUUACCAUCGCCUGAUGAUUCCAAGAUCGAUUCACUUGUCCCAUCCACCAGAUCUGUGUUACCAUCCCCUGAUGAUUCCAAGACCUGUUCACUUGUCCAAUCCACCCGAACUGAGUUACCAUGCCCUCAUGAUUCCAUGAACGAUUCACUUGUCAUAUCCACCCGAACUGAGUUGCCAUCUCUUGAGGAUUUCAAGAUCGAUUCAUUUGUCCCAUCCACCAAAACUGAAUUACCAUCGCCUGAUGAUUCCAAAAUCGAUUCACUUGUCACAUCCACCAAAACUGAAUUGCCAUCCCCUGAUGAUUCCAAGAUCGAUUCACUUGUCCCAUCUACCAGAACUGUGUUACCAUCCCCUGAUGAUUCCAAGACCUGUUCACUUGUAACAUCCACCCGAACUGAGUUACCUUCCCCUGAGGAUUCCAAGAAUGAUUCACAUGUCCCAUCCACCAGAACCGAGUUUCCAUCCCCUGAUGAUUCCAAAAUCGAUUCACUUGUCACAUUCACCCGAACUGUGUUACCAUCCCCUGAUGAUUUCAAGACCUGUUCACUUGUAACAUCCACCCGAACCGAGUUACCUUCCCCUGAGGAUUCCAAGAAUGAUUCACAUGUCCCAUCCACCAGAACCGAGUUUCCAUCCCCUGAUGAUUCCAAAAUCGAUUCACUUGUCACAUCCACCCGAACUGAGUUACCAUCCCCUGAUGAUUCAAAGAUCGAUUCACUUGUAACAUCCACCCGAACUGAGUUACCUUCCCCUGAGGAUUCCAAGAAUGAUUCACUUGUCCCAUCCACCAGAACCGAGUUUCCAUCCCCUGAUGAUUCCAAAAUCGAUUCACUUGUCACAUCCACCAGAACUGAGUUACCAUCCCCUAAUGAUUCCAAGAUUGAUUCACUUGUAACAUCCACCCGAACUGAGUUACCUUCCCCUGAGGAUUCCAAGAAUGAUUCACUUGUCCCAUCCACCAGAACCGAGUUUCCAUCCCCUGAUGAUUCCAAGAUCGAUUCACUCGUAACAUCCACCCGAACUGAGUUACCUUCCCCUGAGGAUUCCAAGAAUGAUUCACUUGUCCCAUCCACCAGAACCGAGUUUCCAUCCCCUGAUGAUUCCAAGAUCGAUUCACUCGUAACAUCCACCCGAACUGAGUUACCUUCCCCUGACGAUUCCAAGAAUGAUUCACUUGUCCCAUCCACCAGAACCGAGUUUCCAUCCCCUGAUGAUUCCAAGAUCGAUUCACUCGUAACAUCCACCCGAACUGAGUUACCUUCCCCUGAGGAUUCCAAGAAUGAUUCACUUGUCCCAUCCACCAGAACCGAGUUUCCAUCCCCUGAUGAUUCCAAAAUCGAUUCACUUGUCACAUCCACCAGAACUGAGUUACCAUCCCCUGAUGAUUCAAAGAUCGAUUCACUUGUAACAUCCACCCAAACUGAGUUACCUUCCCCUGAGGAUUCCAAGAUCGGUUCAAUUGUCCCAUCCACCAGAACCGAGGUACCAUGCCCUGAUGAUUCCAAGAUCGAUUCACUUGUCCCAUUCAUCAGAACCAGGUUACCAUCCCCUGAUGAUUCCAAGAUCGAUUCACUUGUCCCAUCCACACAAACUGAGUUACCAUCUCCAGAGGAUUCCAAGAUCGUUUCACAUGUCCCAUCCACCAGAACUGAGUUACCAUCCCCUGAUGAUUCCAAUAUCGACUCACCUGUCCCAUCCACCAGAACUGAGUUAUCAUCCCCUGAUGAUUCUAAGAUAAUAAUUCAAGAGACAAUUCAAGUUAUGCAAUACAGCCACGUAAAGUCGAAUGAACCAACAACACAUCAUAUGGAAAGUGCUUCAGCCUGUAGGGAAAGUAAGAUUCCUAUAGAUUCUGAUACAAUCACUAAGAAGUAUGAGGAGGUACUUCAGUAUUGUCUUCACAGUGAAGAUGCGCCAAUCAGACCUUUUAAUUUGGAUUCACUACAGCCUAAAACCACAAAUGACUCUACAACUCUCUGUCAGACAGACUCACUUGAAACUAGUCCCGUCCAAGAAGAUGAGUCAUCUCAUAAAAGCCCAGACUCUAUUGAGCCAAGCCCAACCAAUGAAUCUCCAUGUCCAGAUUCUUUAGAAGGAAGUCCCACGGGGAAAGGGUAUAUUGAAAGGGUCUUCUCAACAUGUCCAACAUCCAUUUCUGAUUCCCAAGUAAAUGCAGAAAAGGAAGUAAUUUUUAAAGAAAGUGAAUCAUUUCAAAUAUUAGAAAGCCCCGAUGUGAAGUGCCUUUCCAUGUAUCCAAAAGAAAUAAGAGACCAUGAGGAUCUUGAUGACACUAUUGCUUUACAAAGACAAUUCACUCCAGAAGAAGAGAUGUUUAAGAUGGCUGCAAAGAUCAAAACAUUUGAUGAAAUGGAAAAAGAUGCAAAAAAGAAAAAAGUAAAAUUUGAUUUUGAUUGUACUUUUAUACAACCAGAAGAGCUGUCACCGCACAAAAGUCCACUGGACUUUAACACAGUUUCAACAAACGAAUCACAAGAGCAGCGGCUAAAGAGCCUGACUGAUUCUGACUCACAUGGCGCAGUAUUACCCUCAUUUUCUUCAUUAUCAGAUGAUGAUAAUGAAAGCUCAAAUUUAGCUGAGUCUCCAGACAAGGUCUCUGUAGAAACAGAUCUGGUUUUAGAGACAACGGACAAAGGUGUUCAGGAUCAUAGCCAAUUGGAGAUUGUCGAUUUACAGCCAUGCAAAGAUAUACCAUUUGUACAAGCAGACAUAGAGGAUGAGGAGGAAGACUAUGAACAGGUCCAUUCAGUGUACCAUAGCAUAGUAGUAAGUGAGACCUACACUGCAGAUAGAACAGAGCAGGAUGUAGUUACAUCACAACUACAGAGAAAAGUGGACAUUGAGAUAAGUGAUGUUGAUACAGAGUCUCCGAGUGAGAGCAAAACAUCUGAAAUAAUUGUUCAACCAGUUUCCCCAACCGAUACUGUGUGUACCAGUGCUGCAAUAAAAGUGCAAAAUGAAACUCAGCCAGAUGCAUGUCGUUACGAAGAGGACCAGAAAGAAAUACCAGAAGAAAUACCAGAAUCUGUUCUAAGAGACUUGGUACCCUGGAGUGCCCAAUUGGAUGAUGAUGAGGCGUUUGAUGCAAAAAUUGAAGCUGAGGAGAAGAAAAUACUUGCUCUUAUUUCAGACAGACGAUCCACGUCUGACACAACUCCAGGACGUACUCCAACUGAGGAAGGGACACCAAAUCCAUUCCUUUAUCAAGAAGGAAAAUUGUUUGAAAUGACUAGAGGUGGAGCCAUUGACAUGACCAAAAGGACCAUGGAGGACGAAGCUGUUUUUUUCCCAAUAAAUGUAGAUCUGACUGAAGAUGGAUUUGAGCAAGUCACAUUCAACACCAGUGAAUUUGAUUCAGUAGCUUCUUUUGAGGGACCUGUAGAUGGUUUAUUGCACCAGGAUAGCAUUGCUGAUGAUUCUGAAGCCUUUGAGUCUGAAACAAGAACUGAGGAUAUUCAGGUCUGUUUAGUGCAGUCAGAAUUCCAAAGUGAACCAGAAAGCCCCACAGAGAAUAAUUUAUACGAGGGCACGCUAAUACCAAACAUUAAUACUGCCACUUCAACAGUAACACGCACCGUGCAUUCUGAGCAAGACCCAGAAUCCUCUGACUCUUCAGUGGAAGAUGAACAGCAUUCUGUUGUUGAAAUGCCCAUAUCCACACAAGAAUAUGUUGUUUGUGUCUCAGAGACAUUUUCUGGUACAUCCAAAGAAAUUGUCACUGAAAUAGUGGAGGCAAGACCAAAACCAAAAUUAGAAGUAAAAGCAGCCAGCUUUGACCACAUUUUAGGGAAAGGGGACUCCACUGAGCAGAACCAAAGGCCUAAAUCUGAGGCUGAUAUUGACAAUGCAGAAUGGUCCAUGUAUGUAGCAGAAGGUCAGAGUAAUAUAGACAAACUUAAACCAAAGAUUUUUUCAUCCCAGCCGCCUUAUUCACAGGAAGAUGAUGAUGAUUUACACCAACUCUCCGAACAACCUGAAUCCCCUUCUAAAUGCCCUCAGGAAGUGGAACAUUUGACAGAACUUGAGAAAGGAGCACAAGCUUCUAUUGACUUAGAAAGUAGUUUGAAAACAGUUCGACCCCCAUCUAUAGGUGAGGAUGUCUUUGAGACAAGACCCAACUGGGAAGAUAGUGUGGAGACACAGAUGCAGAGAAUCUCAGACAGCUCUUCCCCAGACCAAUGUAAAGCGGACUGGCAUGAUGAUAUCGAUAGGAAAGAAGAGACUUUGGCCAUCAUUGCUGACCUUCUAGGUUUUAGCUGGACAGAGCUGGCCAAAGAGUUGGAGUUUAUUGAGGAUGAAAUUCAGCAAGUGCGCACUGAAAACCCAAACUCGCUACAAGAGCAGAGUCAUGCCCUGUUACAGCGUUGGGUAGACAGAGAAGGAAAGCACGCAACCGAAGACACUUUGAUUAAAAGACUGACUAAAAUCAACCGCAUGGACAUUGUCCAUCUUAUUGAGAUUCAAAUGCACAAGUCAGUUCAGGAGCAAACUUCAAGAACAUAUGCAGAGAUCGAGAGAACCCUGGACCACAGUGAAGCUCUCUCCUCAGUUCAAGAGGAUGCUGAAAGUUUGCGGGUGGUCCGUAGAGUGGAGACCUCACAAAGGCAUCCUCCAGCUGUUUCAGAAGAAGACUUAUCUGUGGCUUCUCUCCUUGACAUUCCAUCAUGGGCCGAAGCAAUGGGAAAUGCCCAUUCGGAGAGUAUUCAUGGGGAUCUAAUGGAGGAAUUGGAGAUCAGCCAGGAUAGCUUCAUCAAUCAAUGGCCAUCCCAAGAGCUCAAGAAGGAAUCAACGAAUGAGGCUGCAGAAGGUGAUGAUGUUCCAGAUAUUCCUCCACAAUCUGUAACAGAAGAGCAAUAUACAGAUGCACAGGGAAACCUGGUAGUGAAGAAGGUGACCAGGAAGGUGAUUCGCCGUUGUUUCUCAUCUGACGGGGUUGAGAAGGAGCAGGUGAGGGUGGAUGGAUCUGAACAACAGCCUGUCAUUGUGGAACAUGGGGACGGGUACUCCAGAGUGAUGAAGAGGACAGUACUUAAGAGUGAAGGGCAUCAGACAGAGGUGACCUUCCACGAGAGGGCUGGCAUGUCGUCUUUAAAGGAGGAAUCGGCUGGAGGUCAGGAGGUCACACAGGUGGUCCAGACGACAGUUGUACACGGAGAACGUCUGGAGAAGCACGAGGGUGAUUCCGUUUUCGCCGCAGACCUACCCUCUGCUCGGGAAGACUUCACCCAGGACGAGGAUGAAGAAGUCUAGGACCAGGAGGAGGUCAACAGUAAGAGAUGCUGGGGGACAGAAGCGAGUGUGCGCGGAGCAGAUAGGCGAUCGUUCCAAGCACCAUGACAACCUACAGCAUCGCCUCCAUCAGUUCAUUCACCACUAUUGUGCCCAAAACGACAGAGAGGAAGAAUGGGAGGACGCAGAAGAGAUGACGUGAUAGAUUCCUCCCCUCCAUUUUCCUCUUUCAAUAGUCUAUCCAUCUAACCUCUCCUAUGCACCAUGCUCAUGCAAUCCUAGAAUGCACUUCGCUCCUGCCACUUACAGUCUUCCUGUCCGGUCCAACCGGACGUUCGCCCUAUUUCAGUAAAUGGACAGUAUUCUCUUUUUAAUUUCCAACAAUUCCCUGCCUUGUACUCUGUGACCAAAGGGUGUUCUUUCCUUUCGUAGUGGUUUUGAAAUCCCUCAUUUCUCUUGAAAAAUAAGUAGCUAUAGUGAAUGCAAAAAUCAAAAAACAAAAAAACAAUCACAAAAGGUUUUAAUCCAACAGUUCUCUCAUAAAUCUUGGUUGUUCAUACUCAAAACAUUUAAGCUUGAAAAAAAACUACUGCACUGCCUACCACAGAUCUUGAACUUCAAUAUCAUAGCAUUAUAUCGCAACAUCAAAACUUACUCUGUUGAUCUCAAUGGUUGAGGUCUUUGCCUUCUUUAUCAGCUUUUGGGAUAUCAUGCGUCUGUGUAAUCUGUCCAUUGAGAGUAUAUAUAAUAUGCAUUUUUAAAAUGACAUUAGAGUAAAUUAGCCACCAGUAAAGAUCUUAGCAGGCAUGCUUAACUUGCAGCAUUCACUUACUAAUGUCUUUCUAUUUUGAGACAACUGUCGGUUUUCUCUCUUUAUCUUUUCUCUCAUUUCACUGCGUCUGUGAUCUGUAGCAACCCUCACCAUUAUCAUCAUCACUGGAGACAUUUCAACAGCUUUUGUGUUAUAAUACAAUAGGUCACAUGGGCAGAUGCUAAUGGUUUUAAUUCAGGCAAUGUGUCAGUUUUAAAAGGGAUUUAGGACGUUGGUUUGGAAUGGUUUUAUAGUUUACAGAAAUUAUGAUUUUAUUUGUUCUUUAUGUGCUUGUGUGUGAAUGUGAAAAGGUUAAAUUUGAGAUAUUUGUUUUGAAAUUUAUAUUAGUUUCACUGUUGUGUAUAUAUUGCUCAACGUCAGUUAUAAGAAAACUUGCUCUUAGGUAUUUGUGAUGGCGAAUGUUUUCAUAUUGGGUUGAUUUUGGAAGUGAGUUUUUAAAUAGACUGGUACAGUUAUGCAAAAUGUGUGAAACGGAAUGAAAAAAUGAAAGAUUGAAUCUGUGCAUUACCAUUUACAUGCCCUUUACUGAAUCACGAGUUGGCUUCAUUUAAAACUGCAAAAAUGGAGUUUGUGAUAUCGUUUUAGUUUUUCUGAAUGCAGCUGGGUUAGAAGAGGUUGUCAUUUGAUGCUGAUCUCAGGCCAGCUCACAUGCAUGUCCAUGCAUUUUCCCUUAUCAUAGUUAAUAGAAUUCGGGUUUGGGAAACUGGCCCUGGAAAAGCAUUGAAAGUCAUCCUCCAACCAGGUUGAACACUGCUACUUCUUUCACUGUGACUGGCCCACGUUUGAUUUACUUCUAAUUCUGUGUCUGUGGAGAUAAGAAUAUGCAUAUAGAACACAUAUAUAUCUAUCUAUCUAUCUAUCCAUAAAGGCAUGUAUUAGUUUAAUAUAUAACUUAAAAAAAGACAUUUAAACACUAUACAAUGGCUGCAGUGUGUGUGUAUAUGGCUGAACGAGAAUAAAAGUGUAUAAGUGUCAUAACCUUUA
Molecule: messenger RNA, 14588 nt
Organism: Triplophysa dalaica
Lineage: Eukaryota; Metazoa; Chordata; Actinopteri; Cypriniformes; Nemacheilidae
Gene: ank2a
Product: ankyrin 2a, neuronal
Exons: 50
Coding region: 359-12793 (4144 amino acids)
Biological process (GO): protein localization to T-tubule; signal transduction; regulation of cardiac muscle contraction
Cellular component (GO): T-tubule
Molecular function (GO): protein binding
Source: RefSeq, a predicted model, not a curated record